AUGUUGACUCAAAAACAGUCCACUAUUGCUAUUGAGCACUUAAUUAAUGUCUGGGUUCAUAUAAAAGAAUUAGAACAAAAAGAAAUUGAGUUUGUUGGUUCUACGAAAAGUCAAACUAUAGAAGGCAAUGAUAAUGACUUAACUCCAAUGGAUUAUUCAGAUGAACUUGAAACUUUUCUUCAAGAAAAAGAUAAUGAUUGUUUUCUGGGCUCAAAUUCAUAUUGUCUCCUUAUCGAACCAGUGUGUCAUCUAAAAAUUUGGUAG
Messenger RNA from Macrosiphum euphorbiae (potato aphid), 264 nucleotides. The record is from the annotation of a GenBank genome assembly. Lineage: Eukaryota; Metazoa; Arthropoda; Insecta; Hemiptera; Aphididae.